AUGUCUCUCAUUAAUGGACGCGAUAGACAGCAAUCGCAGUCUCACGAUGGCAAAAUCCCAAUUUUCAAUGUUCUUCCUGUGCCACACUGUUUCUCGGUUAGUGACGUUUUCGGUGGGCAGGUCCAAGAUGGGUGGGGCGGAUAUUUCGAUAUUCGCUCUCCGCACUCCCAGCUAGGUCGAAUUUAUGGAGCUCAAACUUUUUCCUCCCACCUGAUCGCUGCCCGCCCUCUAUCAGGCUCAGGCAUCGACAGAAGUCGACAUGUCUUCUUAUUCAGCGUCUCGAGUUGCGAGCAAUGGGCAAAGAUCAGUUGA
This is a messenger RNA of Paracoccidioides lutzii Pb01, 312 nucleotides long. RefSeq lists its product as hypothetical. The record is from RefSeq and is a predicted model, not a curated record. Bases 1 to 312 code for a protein of 103 amino acids. The transcript has a single exon.